UGUAGUUCACUUUCCCAUUCUCUCACCCCAUCCGCGGUUACGGGCGGACGCAACUCUCUCUCUCUCUCUACAAUCUAGUCGGAGCCGCCAUCCCCUCUCUCUGGCAUAUUGCAGAUUUCUUACUCUGGUCCUUAUCAGUGGAAAGAGAAGGGGAAGCGUCGUCGCAUUGUUGCCGGACCAGGCGGAACCCUAGAACAUCUUUCGCUAAUUAGGCCGUUCUCUGUCCGUUGGCUCAUUGCGCCAUUCCUCGUGUUGUUUCUUGUGCUCGCAAUCUUUGGUGGGAUUUCUUGAAUCUUUUCAACAGCAGCUGAGCAAUCUCAAUAUUUUGUGUUUAGCCCCAAACUGCGGUGAAUCGGGGGAGUUUGGUUUCGUGUGUUGUGCGACUAGGGUUUAUAUUUCUUCCUCCACUCCGGAAAAUUUGAUUUUUUUCUUGGUAGCAUGUUGGGAUGAGGUAUAUUGUGAUAAGGCAUCAGUAGCAUACUAGCAGCUUCGCUCAAGUGAGAUUGGCGAAUUAGGUUUUCUGGAAGUGAAAGAAUGGCUUUUAUAUACUAUGUUAUUGUUGCUUUUCCGUGCACGAUUGGGGCGAUAGCUUUGGCUUUGAUUCAUAUUUAUAGGCACCUGUUGAACUAUACUGAGCCCACUUUCCAGCGUUACAUAGUUCGCAUAAUCUUCAUGGUCCCGGUUUUUGCUUUGAUGUCUUUCUUAUCACUUGUCUUUAAUGACAGAUCAAUAUAUUUUGAUUCAAUUCGGGAAGUCUACGAAGCUUGGGUCAUCUACAACUUCCUUUCACUUUGCUUGGAAUGGGUGGGAGGCGCAGGUGCUGUGGUUGUAAGUUUAAGUGGUCGAAUGCUGAAGCCAUCAUGGUCGCUCAUGACUUGCUGCUUUCCUGCCAUUCCUCUUGAUGGACGCUUUAUUCGGAGGUGCAAGCAAGGUGCAUUGCAGUUUGUGAUACUUAAACCAAUUUUAGUUGCAAUUACCUUCAUAUUAUACUCAAAAGGGAAAUAUGAAGAUGGGAAUUUCAGUGUUAACGAGGGCUAUCUCUAUAUUACAAUUACGUAUACAAUUUCAUAUUCAAUAGCGUUGUAUGCGCUUGCCUUAUUCUAUGUGGCUUGUAGAGAUCUGCUUCGACCUUACAAUCCAGUUCCAAAGUUUAUCCUAAUCAAAUCCGUCGUCUUUCUCACUUACUGGCAGGGUGUUUUGGUUUUCCUAGCUGCAAAGUCUGGAUUCAUAAGUAAUGCCAAUGAAGCUGCUGACCUCCAAAAUUUUGUUCUGUGCGUGGAGAUGCUUGUUGCUGCAGUUGGCCACUUCUAUGCUUUUCCCUAUAAGGAGUAUGCAGGUGCCAAUAUUGGUGGUUCUAGUGGUCUGAUCGGCAGUUUUUCUCAUGCUUUAAAAUUUAAUGACUUCUACCAUGACACGGUUCACCAGUUUGCCCCAACCUACCAUGAUUAUGUGCUUUACAAUAGCACAGAGAGCGAUGACGGUGCAAGAAAAUAUCGAUCGAGGACCUUCGUGCCUACCGGGCCGGAGAUGGAUGCUGUGAGAAAAAAUAGACAGAUCUAUGGCGGCAGGCUUGAUGAUAUCCAACUUUCUAGUGUCUCCACAUCGGGUUCCAACAGUCCUGCUGUUUCAAAUGCUUCAGCAGACAUGGCUGACUUGGAGCUUAUUAAAUCAUCCUUGCUGAAGGAGUCAUCUGCUUCAGCAGCCCAACCAUAUGAUUUAUCAAUUCUGCUAGAUACUGAACUGUCAAAGUACCCUUCCAAGGUUCCCUCUGCUGAAGACCCAAGCAGAAGAUGACCUUGAUUAAUUACUUCACAAGUUCAUGCAAAAAAAAAAAAAAAAAAAACUUGUUUCCAAGGUUCUAAAGCUGGUGAUCUGAACCACUCAAUAUCAAUAGAAGCAGCUGUCGUUUGUUCAUGACAAGCUGCAACAAUCAAUUAUUAGUAGAUACAGAAGAUUUGUUUCCUUUGUGAUUUGUAUGACAACUGGGCAGGUUAGUGACUGAUGGUUGUGUUUGUAUAUGGAUCUUCCAGGCAUUUUUUAGAAUCGAUUUCUUUGCGAGUCUCCCCUAA
Molecule: messenger RNA, 2069 nt
Organism: Dendrobium catenatum
Lineage: Eukaryota; Viridiplantae; Streptophyta; Magnoliopsida; Asparagales; Orchidaceae
Product: transmembrane protein 184B
Exons: 7
Coding region: 535-1794 (419 amino acids)
Biological process (GO): transport
Molecular function (GO): transporter activity
Source: RefSeq, a predicted model, not a curated record